UUAUUGUUGUUGCCCCACAUAAAUUUUGCUCUGAAUCACAUUAUAAAUAUAACAUUCAUGCAGUACUAUUAUUUUCAUCACCAAUAGCUUACAAUUAAGUACAUAUUCCAAAAAGUGUCAUCUGAUCAUCUGAUCAUCUGAUCAUCUAAUUUUCUGAUUCAAAAUGGAAGAUCACAAAGUGGUAUUAUUGGAUUUUUGGCCAAGCUCUUAUGGAAUGAGAGUGAGAAUAGCCUUGGCCGAGAAAGGGGUCGAGUACGAAGCCAAGGAAGAAAAUUUAUCAGACAAAAGCCCUCUGCUCCUAGAGAUGAACCCAGUUCACAAAUUAAUCCCAGUUCUAAUUCAUAAUGGAAAGCCCAUUUCUGAGUCUGCAAUCAUAGUUGAGUACAUUGAUGAGGUCUGGAAAGAUAAAUCUCCUCUGCUCCCAUCUGACCCUUACGAGCGAUCCCGAGCUCGGUUUUGGGCCGACUACGUUGACAAAAAGAUAAACAGCACUGGGAAGAGAGUGUGGAUGGGUAAAGGGGAAGACCAAGAGCUUGCAAAGAAGGAAUUUAUUGAAUGCGUGAGGACCCUUGAAGGAGUGCUGGGAGAUAACCCUUAUUUUGGAGGUGACAAGUUUGGGUUCUUGGAUGUGAUACUUGUUCCUUUCACUACCUGGUUUUAUACCUACCAGAAAUGUGGAAAUUUCAGCAUAGAAGCUGAAUGCCCCAAGUUUAUGGCUUGGGCGAAAAGGUGCUUGGAAAAAGAUAGUGUGUAUAAAUCAAUUCCCCACCCUCACAAGGUUUAUGACUUUGCUUUGGAACUCAAGCAGAAAUACGGGUGAUGGAUCAUGGUCAUAGGUCAAUAAUAAAGUUGCCUAAAAUAAUGUACUAUGAUGUACCAUUUAUUUGUUUUACUUGUGUGUUUGGUUUGUUGAUGUCCUCUAUUGUCGUUUCAAUAAAAAAAACAUGUUAUUUGCCGCAUCACCAGUAAGUCAAAAUUGAUUGGAAUAUAACCAAUUUUCUGUAUAGACUAAGUUAAAUAAAUUAUUAGCAAAUCAGCUGCGAUCUAUUAUUAUUA
Ziziphus jujuba (common jujube) is the source of this 1056-nucleotide messenger RNA. RefSeq names its product probable glutathione S-transferase parA. Gene Ontology annotation, biological process: glutathione metabolic process. NCBI's taxonomy places the organism in Eukaryota, Viridiplantae, Streptophyta, Magnoliopsida, Rosales, Rhamnaceae. The record is from RefSeq and is a predicted model, not a curated record. The transcript has 2 exons. Gene Ontology annotation, cellular component: cytoplasm. The coding region runs from base 164 to 820 and encodes 218 amino acids. Gene Ontology annotation, molecular function: glutathione transferase activity.